This is a messenger RNA of Magallana angulata, 3393 nucleotides long. RefSeq lists its product as uncharacterized. The coding region runs from base 1 to 1377 and encodes 458 amino acids. The record is from RefSeq and is a predicted model, not a curated record. Lineage: Eukaryota; Metazoa; Mollusca; Bivalvia; Ostreida; Ostreidae. The transcript is spliced from 11 exons.
AUGGGUUGCUCAGGGAACCAGGAUGACAAAGUCAUUGUGGAGGAUAUUAAUAGAGCGGCAAUUAGCAAGGAGCUAAUUGAAGAUGAGAAGAAAGGCAAUGUCAAAGGCAGCAAUGAAGAGAGUCAAGACAGCAACGAGGCAGCAUACAAUGAAGGCAAUGAGGAGAAUAAGGACAAAAGCAAGGCAGCAGCAACCAAGGAUACAGUGGAGGAAUAUCAGGAAGGCAAUGACAAAGGCAACGAAGUGGAUGAGGACAGCAACAAGCCAGCACCAACCAAGGAUAUAGGGGAGAGAUAUAAGGAAGGCAAUGAGGAGAAUGAGGACAACAACAGGGCAGCCACAACCAAGGAUAUAGGGGAGGAAUAUAAGGAAGGCAGUGAGAAGAUUGAGGAGGUAUUAAAAAACAGUGACACAGAGGAUGUUGAUUCAAACUUAGGCUCUCCAUUGAGUGAUGGCGAUGAACUCACAUCAGGUGAUGAAAGUUUCAUCACAUGCGAUGAAGGAGGAGUGCAUAGCGGUGAUGAAAGCCCAAGAGCAACAGGCAAUGAAAUCCCUCCAAGCAGUGGAAAAUGUGGAACAGCUAAUGAAAUGGCAGCAAAUUUUGGCGGGGCUAGACCCAAGGAGUUAAAGGGUAUUUUGGCAGUAAAGCUUAAGACCAAAAAAAAGAACAUACAAAGUGCCAUCCCGGAAAUCCACCCAGGGGUGCCGCCAAAGAAGAAAAACAUUAUCUUCGAUUUCAGUGAGGAGGACUCAGAGGAAGACUAUCAAACUGACGAAGUCCCCAAAAAGUUCCGCAUUGACUUCGAUCCUGUAAUGACGGUACGAUUCUGCUAUGACUCAAGAGACGAAGAGAGUGAGAAUGAGGAGCCAGAAGUUAUCUCCCCUGGGAGGGAGUUUAUAGAGGACAUCGAGUGCAGGCUUCAGGAGGACAUCACGUUCACUCCUCAAAGAGGGGACCAGUAUAGAUCUUCCUUUAGACACCAACAAAAUGUUGGAAGGAUUUCGGAAACCAUAGAGUGGAAUUUGAGUACAGAUGAUCUUAGAUAUGGUGUCCACAGGACCUAUUCUGAUCCACUCCCACAGGAGAGCUGCUGGACCAUAUUUAAGACAAACAUGAUGGAUUGCUUCUGCUGUUGCUGCACACCUUCUACCUGUCGCAGAGAGCAGGUUGAGGCUGAAAUAAGGGAGGCAACUCAGCAUGAAGAUGUGAGAGAAAAUGGAGGAAUUGAAUCUGCAGCAGAGCAAACAAUUGAGAAUAUUGCAUUAAAUGACAAUGCCCCUAAGGAAAAGACAAAACCAAAACGUUUUGGGAGGAUGAAGCGAAUCAGACGCUUUUUCAAACGCCUGUUUUGCUGCACUGGGUGUAGGGAGGAUUAAAAAGAAAAAUCAUAAAAACAAUGGGAUGGAACAGACCGGGUGCAUGUGUGAUAUAGAAUUAUCUGACAAUAAUUUUUUUAUUUUUUGUUGUGUCGAAGAAACCAAUGAAUAUCAACAGUGAUUCCUAUUAUUAUUGACAACAAAACUUCAACCAGCAAUGUAGAUCGAAUUCAGCCCAAAUGACAAGCUAGCCAACUCACUGUCACAUAACUUACAAGGAUGGAAAGUUUGCAACCAACAAGAACAACUUCAAAUGAUGAAAGACAUUUCACUCUGAGUCUAAAGAAGAUUAAUUCAAUAAUUCAAGGAUUGCAACACUGUUGUUCACUGAGAUAUCACACAUGCACCUGGUAAAAUUAUUUUUUAAAUUUCUGAAGCAUUUAAGGAUAAAGAAAAUUCACAGUUUGGAUGUCUUUGAUGAUACUCAAGAAUUUACAUCUAUUACAAUUUUGGACUUGAGUUCUCUAAAUGGAAAUACAUCCAGAAUUCCAUGAAUUUAUAUUUUUCCAACAGACACCCUUGGAUAUCAUUGUUCAGCGUUUGUUUUAAUUCAUGUGAGUUAUGUCCUCCCUAGCAUACUCAAGAUUAUUAUGACUAAAACAACCUUAUGUAGUUCUUGAGAGUCAAACAACAAAGGACAGUUGUUUAAAGUACUGCCCCUAAACAACCAACGAACGAUUGUAUUCAGUAUUGCCUCCAAACAACCAAGGAAGAGUUGUUUUUAGUAUUGCCUCCAAACAUUCCAGGAACAGUUGUAUCUAGUAUUGCCUCCAAACAACCCAGGAAGAGUUGUUUAUAGUAUUGCCUCCAAACAACCCAGGAAGAGUUGUUUUUAGUAUUGCCCCUAAACUACCCAGGAAGAGUUGCUUAUAGUAUUGCCUCCAAACAACCCAGAAAGAGUUGUUUUUAGUAUUGCCUUCAAACAGCCAAGAAAGAGUUGUUUUUAGUAUUGCCUCGAAAUGACCCAGGAAGAGUUGUUUACAGUAUUGCCUCAAAACAACUCAGGGAGAGUUGUUUUUAGUAUUGCCUCUAAAUGACUCAGGAAAUUUUGUUUUAAAUAUUGCUUCUAAACAACCAAAGAUUUGUUGUCUUUGAGGUUGUCUUCAAAACAACCCAGAAAUGGUUGCAUUUAGUAUUGCCUCCAAACAACCCAGAAAGAGUUGUUUUAGUAUUGCCUCAAAACAACCAUGAAGGAGUUCUUUAUAGUAUUGCCUCCAAAAACCCCAAAAAGAGUUGUUUUUAGUGUAGCCUCUGAACAACCUAAGAAGAGUUGUAUCUAGUAUUGCUUCCAAACAACCCAGGAAGAGUUGUUUAUAGUAUUGCCUCCAAACAACCCAGGAAGAGUUGUUUUUAGUGUUGCCUCCAAACAACCCAAAAAGAGUUGUUUUUAUAGUAUUUCCACCAAACAACCAAGGAAGAGUUGUUUUUAAUAUUGCCUCCAAACAAUCCAGGAGCGGUUGUACCUAGCAUUGCCUCCAAACAACCAAGGAGGAGUUAUUUAUAGUAUUGCUGUCAAACCACCACCGCCAAGACCUGAACUUUGUUAUAUAGUCUCUGUAUAUGGCUGUACUGAGGCCUUUCAAGGGGAUAAAAGGGGAAAUGUCCAAUUGGAAAAUGGCCCAACCCUUAUUUAUGAGAGACUCUAAAACAGAAAUGAUGCCAGUUUAUGAGUCCAAGAAGAGAUGAUGAGAGACACAUAUGUUGUUUUACAAAAUGAUGAACAGAGGUUACUGCAGGAAGCCAAACUUGGCAGCUAGCACUCACUCCAAGCAUGCAACAUGAACUGUAUGUCUAUCUUGUAUAUCUUGACUGUUUUAGAAGCUGCCACUGAUGAAUAGCCUACACAAUGACUGCAAUCCAAAUGGGAGGAUCCAUUUAUCAAGUAAGAUAACACAUCCAAAAAGAGUUGUAGCAAAUUUCUUGAAAUUUUCUGUACGAAUUUGCAUAUAUGUUAAAUGCUUAUCAUUGGCUCUUUACCAUUGACAGUGUAGGUAAAAUUAAUGGCACCUUCACCAU